AUUCCUCUCUCCCAUGGCGGAAGAAUUUGCUGAAGAAGUCAAUAAUUCUCUACAGCCUCCUCCGUUUGUGGAGGUAAUAUGCAAAAGUUCUGGUAAGAAAACACGGUUUGCCGCCGGCACCAAGGCGGGAUUUGCAGUUUCAUUAAUAAAUAGAAAGUUGGAUAUUGGAAAUCCUCUUGCUUUGCAUAUUGAAGCGGUUAAACAAGGGGAGGAACCCAUUAGUUUUGGCCCUGAUGCAGUUCUUGUGAAUUAUGGCAAUGGCUGGAAGUUGCAGACAGUUACUGAAGUGGAUUUUCCCGGCACAAGAAAAGGGGAAGGUGUUCGGCCAGUUUCAGCACAGAUCCCUUUUGUAAAGAACUUUGAUGGCUCACAUUCUACAAAGGGGACUUCAAAACCAGGAAUCAGUUUUCUCUACAUUGCCAAAAUACUGUUGGCUUUUGUUUUGAUGUUUGUAUUGGCUGGAAUUUUGAUGCUGGGUCUUGAGAAUCUUCCAAGACUAAUUCUGUUUAUAAACUCAUCCAUGUAAUUACCUUAUUUGUCAUCUAUGUGAUUGAUUUCUGGAAA
Molecule: messenger RNA, 564 nt
Organism: Theobroma umbraticum
Lineage: Eukaryota; Viridiplantae; Streptophyta; Magnoliopsida; Malvales; Malvaceae
Product: maltase-glucoamylase, intestinal protein
Source: RefSeq, a predicted model, not a curated record